Messenger RNA from Hypanus sabinus (Atlantic stingray), 480 nucleotides. Its product is annotated as transcription factor 15-like. The transcript has 2 exons. The coding region runs from base 1 to 480 and encodes 159 amino acids. The record is from RefSeq and is a predicted model, not a curated record. NCBI's taxonomy places the organism in Eukaryota, Metazoa, Chordata, Chondrichthyes, Myliobatiformes, Dasyatidae. Gene Ontology annotation, molecular function: protein dimerization activity; DNA-binding transcription factor activity, RNA polymerase II-specific; RNA polymerase II transcription regulatory region sequence-specific DNA binding. Gene Ontology annotation, biological process: regulation of transcription by RNA polymerase II; developmental process.
AUGAAGUCUACAGGGAAUGUUCAAACCUGCCAGCCAGAAAUUAUUGCUUCUGAUGUUGAGGAACUUGAAAGUGAGAGUGAGAGCAGUCAGAUUGAUGGCAUUGCAAAAAAGAAGAGAAAGGUCUUUUCAACUGGUAUAAACAAACAACGGCAAGCAGCAAAUGCAAGAGAGCGGGACAGAACCCACAGUGUGAACACAGCAUUCACAGCUCUCAGGAAUCUCAUUCCAACCGAGCCAGCAGACCGCAAACUAUCGAAGAUAGAGACCCUACGCUUGGCCUCCAGUUAUAUUUCCCAUCUGGCGAAUGUCCUCCUCCUGGGAGAGGACUGUCUGGACGGGCAGCCCUGCUUAAAAUAUCGAGCUGUCAGGCAGGGCAGCAAUAACGACAUAAAUACGGCAGCUCCCAGACCUAUAUGCACCUUCUGUCUUAGUAAUCAGAGAAAAAUGCUUAGAGAAGGAGAAAAGCACCUCCCUGUCUGA